GAUUCAGAGAGAUUACAUGGAAACAUCGCAUAAGAAAUGAGGAAAAGAAGAUUCCCGAUUAUUCGCAAGUACCAGUACACAAAGCCCGCUUCGGAUACGCAAAAGAACUUGUAAAAGAAUUCGAAAUCAAGACGGUAUUAACUUUAGAAUUUAAGAAAAAAUGGUUUUCGAAAGAAUUGAAGUUGCGUCGGUCUCGUGUGAGCAAACUCCCUGCAAAAUUACGAUUUUCACUUUCUAUAAUAAUUGAGGAAGAAAAAAUUCAAGACAUUUUUGGAGAUAAUGACCUGAUUGACUGCAACCAUCCUAAAAUUUUGCCUGCUAAUAUGAAUAAUAAAUUCAAAGAUACUUCAAGAUAUGAUUUUAUAAAAUAUUUAGAGCAGAAAAAACAAAAAGUAGAAGAGGUUAGAGUCUUUUCUUUACAAGAGAUCGAAACAGAAUGA
Messenger RNA from Acaulospora morrowiae, 440 nucleotides. The record is from the annotation of a GenBank genome assembly. NCBI's taxonomy places the organism in Eukaryota, Fungi, Glomeromycota, Glomeromycetes, Diversisporales, Acaulosporaceae.